This is a messenger RNA of Phyllostomus discolor (pale spear-nosed bat), 1237 nucleotides long. RefSeq names its product KRR1 small subunit processome component homolog (gene KRR1). The transcript is spliced from 6 exons. The record is from RefSeq and is a predicted model, not a curated record. Gene Ontology annotation, molecular function: RNA binding. Gene Ontology annotation, cellular component: nucleolus; small-subunit processome. NCBI's taxonomy places the organism in Eukaryota, Metazoa, Chordata, Mammalia, Chiroptera, Phyllostomidae.
UCCGGCAACACCGGAAGCGGUUUGAAGAUGGCGUUCUCCAAAAUGAGUCGGCCGGCUACGGCGGCUGGGGAAAGUGAAUUUUGUAAGCAGAAGCCGAAGCCAGAGAAACGGGAUGAAUCAGAACUCUUUGCUGUCCCUGAUGGUGGGAAGAAACCAGCUUUUUCCAAAGAGAACAAUCCCAGAGGACUUGUGGAGGAGAGCAGUUUCACAACUUUGUUCCCAAAAUACAAAUAGGCUUAUUUGAAAGAGUGCUGGCCAUUGGUGCAGAAAGCACUGAAUGAACACCACGUUAACACAGCCCUGGACCUAAUCGAGGGCAGCAUGAAGGUCUGUACAACAAAGAAGACCUUUGAUCUGUGUAUCAUCUUUAGGGCCAGAGACCUGAUAAGACUGUUAGCAAGGAGUGUUUCAUUUGAACAGAUCAAUAAAGAACUGGCUACUGGUGAAUACUUUCUGAAGGCAAGUCAAAAGAAGCGGCAGAAAAUGGAAGCAAUAAAGGCUAAACAAGCAGAAGCUCCCACUAAGAGGCAAGAGGAGAGAAACAAAGCUUUUAUUCCACCUAAAGAAAAACCAGUUGUGAAGCCUAAGGAAGCUUCUACUGAAACUAAAAUUGAUGUGGCUGCUAUCAAGGGAAAGAUUCAGAAAGCAAAGAAGAGGAAACUGGGAGCUCUUACAGAGCUUUACAGAGGAGUUCUGGCCAAGGUAGAGACCUGGUAGAAACCCUUCAUUUUCUCACACAACCAAAAGGAGGAUGACAACCAAUCUAAAAUCAAUAAACAAGCAGAAGCGCCAGGAAAUCAAACUGCGUGCAACUUUGACAACCAAGGAAUUAAAGAAAAAAGUCAACCAGAGCAAAAAGACCAGUAAGGCAGUAGACCUUGCAGGCCAACUCAGAAAAGCUGCAGCUACCCUGUGGACCUUGGGGGCGGGGCUGGCUGCGGUGAGGUUGCGGGCUACGCAGUCUCUUGCUGACUGAAGGGGACUCAGAGGUGGCUGUGGGCUUCGGUGGUUGCGGCAGUAGGAGAAGCUCCCAGUCUCACAAGAGAGUCCAUUGAAAAGUGCGCUAGAGAUGAGCAAGCGAGCUCUACUGUUCCCUGUCUGGCCCUCCCCCACAGGCAUAUGUUCUCCUCCUUCUGUACCCCUGUAAUUAGGACAUUGGAAUGUUUCAGGUUGUCCCAGACAUGUGAAAAUGAAAACAUAUUUGAACAAAUAAUGAAGGAAAACUUCCUUAGACUGG